Dicrocoelium dendriticum is the source of this 237-nucleotide messenger RNA. The record is from the annotation of a GenBank genome assembly. Lineage: Eukaryota; Metazoa; Platyhelminthes; Trematoda; Plagiorchiida; Dicrocoeliidae.
AUGGUUCGCCAACAUUGGAAGGUUUCUGAGUCUAACUUUAACCUCACUUGCAAAGACCAAUCUUCUACCUGUGCCAGCAUCUCCAACGGCCGUUUGAGUCUCGAUUGGCUAGGCGCGCCCAAUGGAUUCAGCUAUAAAUGCACCAAACCGUCACUGGUCCGGGCUUUUGAUGCAGCAGGUUCCCCGACAACUCAAGCGCUGCGGUUUCAGUGGAUUCAGAUGAGGCUACUCCGAUGA